UUCAAUUGCCGAACUCUUCGCAGUGACUCAUGUUUAUCAAGCUUUUCAUGGUGGUGAGGAAGCUGCAGUUUCCUCUUCUCUACCUUUGGUGAAACGAAGUGUUUUGGGCGGCCUCUUACCUGAGUCAUUGCUUUAUGUACUGGAACGUAGCGGCCCAGUUGCUUUUGCCGCAGCAAUGGUUUCUGAUUCUGACACUCCUGAGAUUAUUUGGACACACAAGAUGCGAGCAGAAAAUCUGAUCCGUCAGGUUCUUCAGCAUCUUGGUGAUUUCCCUCAGAAAUUGUCACAGCAUUGUCAUUCCUUAUAUGACUAUGCUCCAAUGCCACCAGUGACAUAUCCAGAGCUGAAAGAUGAAAUGUGGUGUCAUCGUUAUUAUCUUCGAAACUUAUGUGAUGAAAUUAGAUUUCCUAAUUGGCCUAUUGUUGAACAUGUUGAGUUUUUGCAAUCAUUGCUAGUAAUGUGGAGAGAAGAGUUAACUCGAAGGCCAACGGACCUUUCUGAAGAAGAAGCUUGCAAGAUACUAGAGAUUUCCAUUGAUGAAGUAUCCAGAGACGAAGCCCCUAAGAAACCAAGUUUUGAGUCAGUUGAGGAGAUACCUAAUAUAUCAAAGCAGAUUGAGUAUAUUGAUGAGGAAAAGCUCAAGAGACAGUAUAGGAAACUUGCAAUGAAGUAUCAUCCAAACAAAAAUCCUGAAGAGAGGGAGAAGUUUCUGGCAGUGCAGAAUGCUUAUGAGUGCUUGCAGGUGACCAUGCAAGGAUUGCAAGGUCCCCAGACUUGGAGGUUGUUGCUUCUCUUAAAAGGACCAGUGUAUUCUAUAUAGGCGAUAUGGGAAUGUAUUGAUGCCAUUCAAAUAUGCUGGAUAUCCUAUGCUCUUAAGUGCCAUUACAGUGGACAAGGAUGAUAAGAAUUUUCUUUCCUCU
Molecule: messenger RNA, 920 nt
Organism: Sesamum indicum (sesame)
Lineage: Eukaryota; Viridiplantae; Streptophyta; Magnoliopsida; Lamiales; Pedaliaceae
Source: RefSeq, a predicted model, not a curated record